CGUUAUCGGGGGAACUAAGCUUUGUGUGGUUAUCAAACCUGUCCCCAAAAUAUUAUAAACAAAAUCUGAAAUUCGGUGAACUUCAGAUUGCCAGGUGUAUAUAUGCAAACGACGAACGACCAGAUCGCCAGUUAUACGGUAGAGGUAAGGGAAUAGACCCCGAUAUAACCGUAACCGUAACUUGUCCGCAUCCGCAUGCUCACAUAUGUUUUCCUAUAGCCGCUGUGGGUCAUUUGUAACCAGUUUGGCCCUUAAAAUGUGGAAUCUCCUCCGCCAGCGCUGCCUUAUCUGGAUUUCUGUUAUUUGUGUGCUGUGUUUUAGUUUGGCAAAUGCGCUCCAUGGCUAUGCUAAUACCGAAGGUCAGCAGCCAGACAGCUUGGCCACAUUACCAGGCCAACUGAAGUUUGUGCAUGUGAUAUAUCGCCACGGCGACAGAACGCCAGUAGACCCGUAUCCCACCGAUCCCUGGGGCGACAGGAAGUUCUGGUCCACAGGCUGGGGACAGUUGACCAAUCUUGGCAAGCAAGAGCACUAUGACCUUGGAAAAUGGUUGAGGAGACGGUAUUCAACCCUCCUUCCCGCUCAGUAUUCCAACGACGAUAUCUACAUACAAUCCACCGACGUAGAUCGCACCCUCAUGAGUGCCCAAUCCAAUCUCGCUGGUCUUUACGAACCUCAAGGUGAAGACAUCUGGAACUCGGACAUUAAAUGGCAGCCAAUACCGAUUCACACCAUUCCCGAGAAUGUGGAUCCCAUACUGGCAGCCAAGGCUCCAUGUCCUGCAUAUGACUACGAGCUGUCCUCCUUGGAAUCUUCUCCAGAGUUCAAGGCUAUGACCAAGAAACAUCAAGCUCUCUUUGCAUACUUGAGCGAAAAUGGUGGACGCCCUGUUAAGAGUUUCGUAGAUGCGCAGUAUUUGAAUAACACCUUGUUCAUUGAAAAUCUGUACAACAUGACACUGCCGAAAUGGACUCAAAAAGUUUACGGCGGAGAGGAGUUGACGUAUAUAUCCAAUUUCGCCUUUUCCAUCAGUUCUUACACAAGAAAGCUGGCGCGAUUUAAAGCGGGUCCUCUGUUGAAAGACAUAUUCCAGAGAUUUAGUGAGAAAUCCUCCGGUCACCUAAGCCCAGAUCGUUCAAUGUGGGUCUAUAGUGCUCAUGAUACCACUGUUGCCAAUGUUUUGAAUGCUCUUAAAUUGUUUGAGUUGCAUAGUCCUCCCUAUACGGCGUGCAUUUUGCUGGAGAUGCGCCUGGAUGAGAGUAAGACGCCACUGGUGUCCAUUUUCUACAAGAACACUACAGCUGAACCCCUGCCUCUGGAUAUACCUGGUUGUGGUCCUUCCUGCCCUCUGAAGAAACUUGUCAGCCUUUACCAAGAUGUCCUGCCAGUAGAUUGGGAACGUGAGUGCAAGCGCACUACAAUGAUGAUGACUUAUGAGGAGGCCAACCUGGGCACUGCGACGGGCAUUCUUAUUUUAAUCGUAAUCGCGCUGCUGCUUGUCAGCUAUGGCCUCAUGAUCUAUUACCGACGUCGCAACUACAAGCUGUAUACCUCGUACUCCCAAAUGGCUUAGCUGGAUAUCUACGUCACACAAUGGAAGGCACAACUUAAAUCGGAACUCAAAGCCUGGCCCGCUCUCUAAUUGCCAAAAUACUAUGUUUUAAUUGGAAAAAUGUAUAUUCUUUUUCAGUGGGAGAGCUAGUCCCAAAAGACAGUUAUUGUUGAUCAUAGUUACUAAUUAGUUAAAACGUGAAUUUCACACAAAGUCUGUUUUAAUUAAUUUUGUUAAUUCGAUUUGUGCAUUUGCAUUGUAAGCAUUUAAAUGGAGUGAUAACUGGUUUUGUUGUUAUUCAGUGAAAAAUUUGAAAUACGAAGACUGUGAAAAGCGAUCUUGAAGUUGCAUACAUAUAUACACAUAACAUAUUUAUACACAUAUACAUUUUUGUGAAAUUAUCUUGAAAGAUAAUUUUAUUGUAUUAAAAACGCUCAAAUCAGAAA
Molecule: messenger RNA, 1998 nt
Organism: Drosophila eugracilis
Lineage: Eukaryota; Metazoa; Arthropoda; Insecta; Diptera; Drosophilidae
Gene: Acph-1
Product: prostatic acid phosphatase
Exons: 5
Coding region: 206-1573 (455 amino acids)
Biological process (GO): dephosphorylation
Molecular function (GO): phosphatase activity
Source: RefSeq, a predicted model, not a curated record